Molecule: messenger RNA, 1530 nt
Organism: Scomber japonicus (chub mackerel)
Lineage: Eukaryota; Metazoa; Chordata; Actinopteri; Scombriformes; Scombridae
Gene: colgalt2b
Product: collagen beta(1-O)galactosyltransferase 2b
Exons: 11
Coding region: 16-1530 (504 amino acids)
Molecular function (GO): procollagen galactosyltransferase activity
Source: RefSeq, a predicted model, not a curated record
GUGGAGUGGAGACCCAUGGAGGAGCCAAAGUCCUAUACAGAUGAGUGGGGUCCAAAGCAUUGGCCUCCCUCCAGGUUCAACCAUGUGAUGAAGCUGAGACAGGCAGCACUGAAGGCUGCCAGAGAACGAUGGGCUGACUACAUACUGUUUGUUGACAGUGAUAACCUGCUGACGAAUCCCCAUGUGCUGAAACUGAUGAUGGCUGAAAAUUUGACCCUGGUGGCUCCCAUGUUGGAGUCUCGUUCUCUUUACUCCAACUUCUGGUGUGGCAUCACCCCACAGGGUUACUAUAAGCGAACCCCCGACUAUCAGCCAAUCAGAGAGUGGAAGCGGCUUGGCUGCUUCCCUGUUCCCAUGGUGCACAGCACCUUCCUAUUAGACCUGCGUCGUGAAUCCAGCAAGGACCUGACCUUCUAUCCCCCUCACCCUGACUACAGCUGGGCAUUUGAUGACAUAAUGGUGUUUGCUUUCUCAGCACGUCAAGCAGGUGUCCAGAUGUAUGUGUGUAACAGAGAGCACUAUGGUUUCCUUCCUGUCCCUCUCAAGGCUCAGCAAAAUGUUGAAGAUGAAAGCGAGAGUUUCAUACACACCAUCACGGAGGCUUUGAUUGACCACGACAUUGAGCCUACAAAGCACCUGUACUCUCCACCAUCAACGGAUGACACAAUCACCUUUGAUGAAAUCCUUCUGAUAAACCUGAAGCGUCGGCUGGAGAGAAGAACCAGGAUGUUGAAAACAAUGGCCUCACUGGGUCUACAUGCCAAGCUGAUAGACGCAGUGGACGGCAAGGCUCUGAAUUCAUCCCAGCUGCAGGGGCUGGGAAUAGACAUGAUGCCGGGCUAUAAGGACCCUUACUCUGGUCGAGUCCUGACCAGAGGGGAGAUCGGCUGCUUCCUCAGCCAUCACUCCGUAUGGACACGGGUGGUGGAGCAUGGCCUUCAGAAGAUUCUUGUUUUAGAGGACGACGUGAGGUUUGAGCCCAGGUUUAAACGGCGGUUCCAGGCCAUCAUGGAUGACAUAGACAAAGCCCAGCUGAAAUGGGACCUCAUCUACGUGGGGCGUAAACGUAUGCAGGUACAGCAGCCGGAGCAAUCGGUAGAUGGUGUAAACAACCUGGUUGAAGCUGACUACUCCUACUGGACGCUCGGCUACGCGCUGUCACAGCAGGGAGCCAGAAAGCUACUGGCUGCCGAACCCUUAAAAAUGAUGAUGCCUGUUGAUGAGUUCCUGCCCAUCAUGUUCAACAAACAUCCCAAUGUUGAAUACAUGUCUUACUUUGAGCCACGAGACCUGAAGGCCUUCUCCGUGGAGCCACUGCUCAUCUAUCCCACCCACUACACCGGGGAGCCGGGCUACAUCAGCGACACAGAGACCUCCACCAUCUGGGACGACGAGGCCGUGGCCACAGACUGGGACCGGCAGCACGCCCGCAAGACAGCCCAGCAGGGUCGCAUUCGCCCUGUGGCACAGAACAGUGUCACUGGAGACUCGCCGCCGCCAGCUGCUCGGGCUUCGCGGGAUGAACUCUGA